Messenger RNA from Rhagoletis zephyria (snowberry fruit fly), 798 nucleotides. RefSeq lists its product as uncharacterized. The record is from RefSeq and is a predicted model, not a curated record. NCBI's taxonomy places the organism in Eukaryota, Metazoa, Arthropoda, Insecta, Diptera, Tephritidae.
CAGUCUGAAUUGAAACAUUAAAGUCUAAGCAACACUGCAAUUAAAAACAACGGCAGACGAAUUCAAUAUCGUUUACUGACAUUCUGUAAAUAAAGACAUACAUAUAUAAAUAGUAUCUACUUAUUUAUAGAUUAUUUACUUACAUACAUAUAAACAAGAGAAAAUAAUAUAAUGGGUGAACAUGAAUGGAUUUCCACCAACAUCGAAACCGAUUUGCCGCCAUUUGCCGUCCAAGCUGGUCACGAUUCGGAUGGUGAUCCGAUCUUUGUCGGUCGCGCCUACCACAAAGGCGAUGUAGUAGUUGCUAAAGUUGUGCCCAACAAGCAACAAGCGUAUGUCGCCUGGGGUGGUGAGGAGGUGAACAAACAUGAUAUAGAGGUAUUGGUGGGACAUAACUAUCACUGGGUGCCCGAUGCAAAUGGUUCAGUGCCACCUGGGGCUGUUAGCUGUGGACUUACUAGCCUUGGUGAACCAUUGUAUGUGGGACGUGGUUAUCAUGCCAACAGUUUGACACCCGGCAAGAUUCAUCCAUCUCAGGGAUGCUUGUAUAUUGGAUUUGGUGGCGAAGAAGUGACUCUCACCAACUAUGAAGUGCUGGUGCGGAAUUAAUUGUCAACCGCGUGGGGAAGGUUUGGUGUCAAUGACUGCAAAUUAGGAUCUGACUAAAAAAAACUGGGAGUUUGGAUAUUUAAAUGAAUGCUAUAAUAUAUGUAAAGUUUUAUAUGUUAUUAAAAAAAUGUUAUAAAAAAUUUUAUAAAUAAAUAACAAACGCUGAAUUUUAAGUAGUCAACUUUGAAA